CAGGACUCAUUCUGAUCAGGCAUCGUACGGGACACCUCAGGCUAACAGAUACAGCUUUAAGGACCCCACCACCUAGCAUCUGGUCAGUCACGUUAAACUGUUUCCCACUACGGUUAGCGAAGAACCGGAACCACAGAACUGGGUCAGGAUGGCAGAGGUAAAGGUGAAGAAGGAGACGAACCUUUCGGAACCGGCAGAGGUUGAGAACAGAAUCAAAGAGCUGUGUCAGCAGUUUCCUCAGGGAAUCACGGACCAGAUGAUCCAGAACGUUCUGCCUCACCUGGAGCCUCAGCAGAGAGCCAUGGCCAUCAACAAGCUGCUGUCUCUGGGUCAACUGGACCUGAUGAGGAACAGUUCUGGUCUCCUGUACCGACUGAAGGACACUCAGGGAGCCAGUAAGAUGAAAGGUUCUGAUAACCAGGAGAAGCUGGUCUAUCAGAUCAUCGAAGAUGCAGGAAACAAAGGAAUCUGGAGCAGAGACAUCCGCUUCAAGAGCAACCUUCCUCUGACCGAAAUCAACAAGAUCCUGAAGAACCUGGAGAGCAAGAAGCUCAUCAAAGCUGUCAAGUCUGUGGCUGCGUCCAAGAAGAAGGUGUACAUGCUCUACAACCUGCAGCCGGACCGCUCGGUGACGGGCGGCGCCUGGUACAGCGACCAGGACUUUGAGUCUGAGUUCGUGGAGGUUCUGAACCAGCAGUGCUUCAAGUUCCUGCAGAGUAAGGCGGAGGCGGCGAGGGACGGGAAGCAGAGCCCCAUGGUGCAGAGGAACAGCUCCUUGGCCACGUCCCACGAGGUGUGGAAGUACAUCUGUGAGCUGGGAAUCAGCAAGGUGGACCUGUCCAUGGACGACAUCGAGACCAUCCUGAACACCCUGAUCUACGACGGGAAGGCGGAGAUGACGGUGAUCGCCGCUAAGGAGGGGACGGUGGGCAGCGUGGACGGACAGGUGAAGCUCUACCGGGGGGUCAACGCCAUCCUGCAGCCCACCGGCCUCGUCAAGACGCCCUGUGGCCUCUGCCCGGUGUUCCACGACUGCCACGAAGGAGGAGAGAUCUCGCCGUCCAGCUGCGUCUACAUGAACGAGUGGCUGGACUUCUGAGGUCCGGUUCGGUCCGGCCCGGUUCUGCCCGGCGGGGCCGCAGCUCCAGCCUCUGGCCCGGGUCACAGCUGGGAUGGCUGCAGGUUCUGGUUCCACUCAGACCUGCUGAGGGUUCUGCAGGGUUCUGGGGUUCCUGAUGCGGAGCGUCAGCAGGAGCGUUCCUGAUGGGAUGCGCGGAUCGAUGCGGGUCCAUCAGCGCUGGUUCCGGCCGUAAUGGACCGCGUGCUGACGGUCAGCGGAUCGUCUUACACAACAUCAUGUUUCUGUAUCGACCCGACAGGAAGUGGCUCAUCAGCCGCUUCACUCAGGAGGAAAACAAACAGGGAGAACCCGUCUGAAGGACCCGGCUCAGCAGAACCGGUCUCAACUGGAUCUUCAGGUUCUGAUUAUUUGUUCUGGAAGCUGCCGGAUGGACCAGAACCAGGAUUUUAGUUUCUCUGCAUCAGUGAAUAAGUUCGGUGAAGCUGGCAGUUCUGUUGGGUUCUAGGAGCUGCUCAGUUUGGUUCUGUUUAAAGACUGAAAUCACUCAGGCGGUCCAGUUUUAUCAGAACCGAUUACUUUGACUGAAGAUGAAAACGUUACUAUUAAAAACUGAUUUAAACUCAA
Messenger RNA from Fundulus heteroclitus (mummichog), 1705 nucleotides. It is a transcript of the gene polr3f, whose product is annotated as polymerase (RNA) III (DNA directed) polypeptide F. The record is from RefSeq and is a predicted model, not a curated record. Gene Ontology annotation, biological process: transcription by RNA polymerase III. The transcript is spliced from 9 exons. Gene Ontology annotation, cellular component: RNA polymerase III complex. Lineage: Eukaryota; Metazoa; Chordata; Actinopteri; Cyprinodontiformes; Fundulidae. Bases 149 to 1099 code for a protein of 316 amino acids.